Molecule: messenger RNA, 2250 nt
Organism: Candoia aspera
Lineage: Eukaryota; Metazoa; Chordata; Lepidosauria; Squamata; Candoiidae
Product: vomeronasal type-2 receptor 26-like
Exons: 5
Coding region: 1-2250 (749 amino acids)
Biological process (GO): G protein-coupled receptor signaling pathway
Cellular component (GO): plasma membrane
Molecular function (GO): G protein-coupled receptor activity
Source: RefSeq, a predicted model, not a curated record
AUGGAACUUCUCUCCACCUGGAAGAGGCUCAUUCCAAACUUCAAGUGUGACAGCAGGAACAAUGCAGUUGCAGUCAUUGGGGGACCUGACUCAAAUGUCUGCCGCCAUAUGGCCCCCAUCCUAGGUAUCUACAAGAUUCCACAGCUCAUGUAUGGUUCUUCUCCAGUGCUGGAUAACAAGCAUCAGGAAGCUUUUGUCCAACAGAUGUUUCCAAACUGGACCCAUCAGUACAAAGGGAUUCUUCACUUACUUCUGUAUUUCAGCUGGACAUGGAUUGGGGUGCUUUAUAUUGAUGAUGAGAAUGGGGAAAGGUUUGUGCAGAAUGUCCUUCCCUUUUUUUCUCAGAGUGGCAUCUGCUUUGAUUUUAUUCAAAGACUCCCCAAACACAGUUUUUCUACUGAAACCUUUAAACUUGUAUCAAGGGGGAUUGAAACAUACAAGGUAACUGAGCGAAACACCUACAAUGUCUUGUUCACACAUGGUGAACUACAGACAAUGCUAGUUUUAAGAGUAUUGAUAGCAUUUUCAGAAUAUGAUGGAUCAAUUAAGUCUGAAAGUAAAAUUUGGAUCAUGACAGCCCAGAUGGACUUCACAUCCCUCCCUUUUCAAAGGAAUUCAGACAUAAACUUCAUCCACGGUGCUCUUUCGUUGGCAAUUCCCUCUGAGGAGAUAUUGGGAUUCCACACAUUUCUUCAGAGCAGAAAACCUAGCUCAGAAAAAGAAGAUGGCUUUCUCCAGCUAUUUUGGGAAAGUGUAUUUGGAUGUUCCUUUUCUACUCCAAACUUGAAAGAUAUAUCUGAGAGUACCUGCACUGGGGAGGAAAAACUGGAGACUCUCCCUGGGUAUGUUUUUGAAAUGAGGAUGACUGCCCACAACUACAGUAUCUACAAUGCAGUCCAUGCUGUGGCACAUGCCUUGCACUUUGUGCAGUCAAUGAAUUCCAAACAACACACAUUGUCAAAACAGCAGAAGCUUCUCAAUCAACAUUCAAGUGAGUUGCAUCACUUUCUAAGAAAAGUUUCAUUUAACAACAGUGCUGGAGAAAAUAUUUAUUUUGACAGAAAUGGUGAAAGAAUAGCUGCAUUUGAUAUUAUCAACUGGGUGACAUUUCCAAACCAAUCUUUUCUUAGAGUCAAAGUUGGAAAGAUAGACCCCUAUGAGUCAUCAAAUACUUCAUUCACCAUCAAUGAGGAUAACAUUGUAUGGCCUAGGAGGUUCAAUCAGACCUGCCCCGUUUCAAUAUGCAAUGACAACUGCCUUGAAGGUUUCAGUAAGAGAAAAAAAGAAGGUCUACCAUUUUGCUGCUAUGAUUGCUUUCCUUGUCCAAAAGGGAAGAUAUCGAAUCAGAAGGAUAUGGUUGAUUGUGUUCAGUGCCCAGAAGGACAAUUUCCAAACCAUGACCAAGACGGAUGUCUUGUGAAAGAAAUCAUCUUUCUGUCAUAUCAAGAACCUUUAGGAAUUAGUUUGGCCAUUCUUGCUCUCUUCCUUUUUUUAAUCACAGCUUUGGUGCUUGGAAUUUUCAUGAAGAACCAAGACACUCCCAUUGUCAAAGCCAACAACCGGGAUCUCACUUAUGCUCUCCUUAUUUCUCUCCUGCUCUCAUUCCUUUGUGUUUUACUGUUCAUUGGCCAGCCUGAGAAGGUGACGUGUCUUCUUCGACAAAGUGCUUUUGGCAUCAUCUUUACAAUUGCUGUCUCAUGUGUCUUGGCCAAAACUGUCAUUGUGGUUCUCGCUUUUAAAGCCACCAAGCCGAAUUCCAAAAUGAGGAAGUGGGUGGGGAAACCCCUCGCCAACUCCAUUGUUCUUUCCUGCUCUUUUGUUCAAACAAUUAUUUGUAUGAUAUGGUUGGUGACUGCUCCUCCAUUUCCAGAUUUUGACAUGCAUUCAUUACCUGAAGAAAUUAUACUAGAAUGUAAUGAAGGCUCCAAUGUAAUGUUUUACUGUGUCCUCAGCUUUAUGGGUUUAUUGGCUGUUGUAAGCUUCAUGGUAGCUUUUCUAGCCAGGACACUGCCUGAUACUUUUAAUGAAGCCAAGUUUAUCACCUUCAGCAUGCUAAUAUUCUGCACUGUUUGGUUAUCUUUUUUCCCAGCCUAUUUAAGUACCAAGGGGAAAUAUAUGGUGGCUGUGGAGAUCUUUGCCAUCUUGGCCUCCAAUGCUGGGCUACUGAUUUGUAUUUUUCUUCCCAAAAUCUAUAUCAUUUUGGUGAAACCUGAGUUAAAUAAUAGGGAACAGCUAAGAAUAAAACAUUAA